Malassezia restricta is the source of this 456-nucleotide messenger RNA. RefSeq lists its product as uncharacterized. The coding region runs from base 1 to 456 and encodes 151 amino acids. The transcript has a single exon. The record is from RefSeq and is a predicted model, not a curated record. Lineage: Eukaryota; Fungi; Basidiomycota; Malasseziomycetes; Malasseziales; Malasseziaceae.
AUGUCGUGCGAGGCGUGUAGCGCCAUUCCUGCGUGUCCGCCGUGCCAGAAGCACCAGGUUUGCCGUCAACUUUACCCCAAUCAGUGCCAUGCCUGCCCCCAGAAUGUGUGCAUCGACACGCAUUCUGCGACGCACGUGGCACCCAUCCUCGGUGGGACGCUGAGCGUCGUGCUCGGCUUGGCCGGGCUCAUCGCGUUCGGGUGGUGGAUGCGGCGAGGGCAAACGAAGCAGCAGGCACUUGAGCGUGCCCAGGACAUGGCUGAUCGAUGCAUCGAGGCGCACCGGACCCGGUGUGAUGAGGGCAUGAUCGAUGCCUUUCCCCUAUCGAUGCUGACGGAGCCUGUCACUCACGCACCGAUCCGUCCUCGCGAUUUAUGGCGCAUUUCUGAACAAACUGAACCAUCUUCCUAUUCUUCCAAACGCGAAACUAGAACAUCUAAUCGACUUACAGAGUAA